This is a messenger RNA of Morone saxatilis (striped sea-bass), 3470 nucleotides long. RefSeq names its product lin-54 DREAM MuvB core complex component (gene lin54). The record is from RefSeq and is a predicted model, not a curated record. Gene Ontology annotation, biological process: regulation of DNA-templated transcription. NCBI's taxonomy places the organism in Eukaryota, Metazoa, Chordata, Actinopteri, Moronidae. Gene Ontology annotation, cellular component: nucleus.
AGAGCUGAGACUUUGCAAGCAUGGAUGUGGUGUCACCGGAGCUCAACAGCCUCCUUCCUGAUGAGAUCAUGGACACUGAGGCCAUCGAGGACAUGCCUCACUCCCAACCCGACAGCGCCACGGUUCAGCCAGAGCCCGGCGAUGACGCAUCGGUCCCGAUGGAAACGGAUACGCCCGUGGCUUCAGAAAAUCUGAGCCUCUGUUCGGACGCUUCUUCAACGGCACACACUCGCGCUCUGACCACAUCCGCUGCCACGGACUCGACGUUCAGCGUCAGCUCCGGAAGUCAGCUUCCCAUCUCAGUUUCCAGCACAUCGUCGCCCCUUCUUACCCUCAAACCCUCCAUGGUUACUUCCACAGCCACCACCAAAACUACAGAUAGCGUUACUGGGACUACUGUGUCUACCAGUGGGCUGCAGAGGCUCACGACUCCGUUCACCAUGUCUGCCGCAAACCACCAGAUCAUUCUCAACAAGGUGGCCUCAUCUCAAGCCACAGAAGCAGCAAAGUCUGCAGGUACUCUGCCCCAGGUCAUCAAGCAGGAGGGGCAGAAACUUUUGGUCACAGCGAUAGGAAAGUCGGGGCAGCCUAUAGUGCUGCAGUUACCCCACACAGGCAGCAAACCUGGCGUUUCACAGACUGCAGGAGAGCUCAAAUCUCCAGCUCCACAGUUUAAAGUGGUGACUAUAGGUGGGAGGUCGGAGCUGAAGCCGGUGGUGGGCAGCGCUGGCAACCAGGUGACCACAUUACAGGCCCAGCAGCUGAAGGCCGUGCAGUUUGCUAAGAAAACACCAACAUCCUCAGCUGCACCAAUCAAGUUCAUCAUCGCAAAACCUGUUAACAGCAAAGGUCUGAGUCCUCAGACAUCAGUAUCUCCUGUUAUUGCCGGACGGGUCCUGACGCAGAAUUCCCCAGUGAUGCCCCCGAGGACCAUUACCAUCUCCGAGCCACACAACACAAGUAUACAAAGUAUCCCCGGCAAAAAGAUCGCUAUUUCACCUCUUAAAACUCCCAGCAAGGUGACUGUGGUGUCUGUGGCCUCCCCGACCUCCAGCGCCUCUCAGAAGUCAGUGGCGCUGCCCGUCAAUGUAGCUCUUGGCCAGCAGAUCCUCACAGUCCAGCAGUCCACGUCUGCAUCUCCGGUCAAGGUGGCCGCCAGCCAAGCCACGACACAGAAUAUUAAACCAGUGCAGUCUGUGGCCGUGGGAGGAGUCGGCGGCUCCCAGUUCAAGACCAUCAUCCCACUGGCCACGCAGCCGAACGUGCAGCAGAUUCAGGUGCCAGGAAGCCGGUUCCACUACGUCCGCCUCGUCACAGCAACCACAGCUAGCAGCACGGGGCAGCCCAGCGGUCCCAGCACGAGCUCUAUACAGACAGCUAAACCGAUGGUGGUGAGUACAGGAGCAGUCAGGAUGUCUGUCCCGAUCGUCCAAGCACAGACCAUCAAGCAGGUGGCGCCUAAGCCCUUGACGUCAGCAGUAGUAACCACCACUCAGACCCAGCAACGCCUGAUAAUGCCUGCAACCCCUCUACCCCAGAUCCAGCCCAACUUCACCAACCUCCCUCCAGGCACCGUUCUGGCACCAGCUCCAGGAGGCGGGAACGUGGGCUAUGCAGUCGUGCCAGCACAAUAUGUCACACAGCUCCAGCAGUCACCGUUUGUGACCCUCGCCAGCAGCUCUAAUUUCCCCACGUCCACUGGUAUCCAGACUCAGGCCAGAUUGCCACACAAUGGCUUGUCAACAGCAGAAGCAACGUCAAGACCAAGAAAACCAUGCAACUGCACCAAGUCGCAGUGUCUCAAACUAUACUGUGACUGCUUUGCAAACGGAGAGUUCUGCAAUAACUGUAACUGCAAUAACUGCUUCAAUAACCUGGAACAUGAAACAGAACGUCUCAAAGCUAUAAAGACGUGUCUCGACCGGAACCCAGAGGCCUUCAAACCUAAAAUUGGCAAAGGCAAAGAAGGAGAGUCGGACCGCAGACACAGCAAAGGCUGCAACUGCAAACGAUCGGGCUGCCUGAAGAACUACUGCGAGUGCUACGAGGCGAAGAUCAUGUGCUCGUCCAUUUGUAAGUGUGUUGGCUGCAAAAACUUUGAGGAGAGCCCAGAGAGGAAGACCCUGAUGCACCUGGCGGAUGCAGCAGAAGUGAGAGUACAGCAGCAGACUGCAGCGAAGACCAAGCUGUCCUCACAGAUCUCAGACCUGCUCAUGCGGACGACACCUGUUAUUUCAAGUGGAGGCGGGAGGCUGCCGUAUACGUUCGUAACAAAGGAGGUGCUUGAAGCGACGUGCGAGUGUCUGCUGGAACAGGCCAAAAAGGCAGAACAGACUCAUCAGCCUCAGGCCGAAACGGAGAGAUUGAUCCUGGAGGAGUUCGGACACUGCCUCAUGAGGAUAAUCAGCUCCGCGGGGAAAGCCAAAGCAGACUGUGCCUCCAUCAACUGCUAGGCCAGGAACUGUGGCUCUCCCCGCCCUCUAACCCGCCCCCAGCUGUGGGGGGGCCCGAGAGGCACGGACGACUCUGCGCUGUUUCUCGGACCCCUGUGGGGGUUUUCUCUCCUGCAGGGAAACAGGUUGUCUCCAACAUCAAAAGGCAGAACAAUGGCCUGAAAGUCGAUUCCCCUGCCCUGGGCAAGCUAAGGCCAGCUGGAAUAAUAAACAUGGAACAGACUCUAACUGAAGGACGAACUGACAGACCUUCGAAGCUGUUCUCUCACUUCUCGUUCUCCUGGCUGCGACGGACAGAAAUGACCGAGCGAGGUAGUGCUGAACAGGAAUUGAAUCGUUUCUUCACUUUAUUUUCCCUACGAGGCUCUAUCCGAUCUGUUUCUCCAAACUUUUGUUCUUCCAUUUUAUUCUUCUCUUAUUCUUUCCCUUUUUGAGGUUUUCGAUAAAAAGAAAUGCCUGUAAUUUUUAUGUAAUCAUUUGUGCUUACAGUAGACAAACAGAACAUGUAUCUUUUGAUAUUUAUUUUGACAAGUAUUUGUAAUCAAUGUGAGCGCUAAUAUUGUGUGGCUUCAUAGUGCUGCAAACUGUUAAUUAUUAACCAAGGCUAGGCUAAAUUGUUUCUAUGAAAAUGAGUAGAGGCAAUCUUAGGUUUUUAUCCUAAAGGUAAGUUGAAUGCACACACGUAAUGCAUUAUGCACACAUGCACAGAUACACAGCACCGCUCAGACUAGUUGGAACUAGACUGGCCGAGGUACACAGUUCUUCUGGUGCUGUUUUCUGUUUUAUUAGUCACAUGCUUACUGUACAUUAAAAACACCGUGAAUGGAAAAAUAAUUGAGACCUAUAUGACUUGUUAAAUGACUGGAGGAAAGCAGGAACACAUAAAAAAACAAAGAUGACAGUUUCCUGAUCUGUCUGAGGCUGGAUUAAUGUCGCAGGGGCACAAAUGAAGAGCAAUUAAAGGAGCAAACAUCCAUUUUGACAUUUUAAUAGCAGGUAAAGCACAGAAGUAAUUAA